This is a messenger RNA of Psammomys obesus (fat sand rat), 543 nucleotides long. Its product is annotated as oxysterol-binding protein 1-like. Gene Ontology annotation, cellular component: intracellular membrane-bounded organelle; membrane; cytosol. The record is from RefSeq and is a predicted model, not a curated record. The transcript has 2 exons. NCBI's taxonomy places the organism in Eukaryota, Metazoa, Chordata, Mammalia, Rodentia, Muridae. Gene Ontology annotation, molecular function: sterol binding. Bases 93 to 512 code for a protein of 139 amino acids.
GAGAGAGGUUCAGCUGUCUCCUGUCAGUGUCUGGGAAAAGGUUUUUAAAUCUGUUCUCUUCCUUACAGGUAAACUUUAAUGAGCCCUUGUCCAUGCUUCAGCGCCUUACUGAAGAUCUGGAAUACCAUGAGCUGUUAGACAGAGCUGCAAAAUGUGAGAGCUCUCUGGAACAACUCUGCUAUGUUGCAGCCUUCACCGUUUCCUCCUAUUCUACCACUGUCUUCCGAACCAGCAAGCCAUUCAACCCUCUUCUUGGGGAGACCUUUGAACUGGACCGACUGGAGGAGAAUGGGUAUCGAUCCCUCUGUGAGCAGGUGAGUCAUCAUCCCCCUGCUGCUGCGCACCAUGCUGAAUCCAAAAAUGGCUGGACAUUGCGUCAGGAAAUCAAAAUCACCAGCAAGUUUCGAGGCAAAUACCUCUCCAUUAUGCCCCUCGGUAAGGCCACCGUGUUUGUUCCAGUGAAAGGUGUUGUGGCCCUAAUGGAGGAGGCCCCUGGUUCAGGCCUCAGAUGAGAACUCUGAAUCAGGCAGCAGCAUCACUAGG